Messenger RNA from Myxocyprinus asiaticus (Chinese sucker), 4520 nucleotides. It is a transcript of the gene cdk5r1a, whose product is annotated as cyclin-dependent kinase 5, regulatory subunit 1a (p35). The record is from RefSeq and is a predicted model, not a curated record. Gene Ontology annotation, cellular component: protein kinase 5 complex; cytoplasm. The transcript has 2 exons. The coding region runs from base 608 to 1531 and encodes 307 amino acids. NCBI's taxonomy places the organism in Eukaryota, Metazoa, Chordata, Actinopteri, Cypriniformes, Catostomidae. Gene Ontology annotation, molecular function: cyclin-dependent protein serine/threonine kinase activator activity; protein kinase binding. Gene Ontology annotation, biological process: activation of protein kinase activity; brain development; positive regulation of cyclin-dependent protein serine/threonine kinase activity.
CAGUAGCAAUGACCGAGCGCCAAUUUCUCUCUUGCGCGGCUGUCAAUGAACGCAAUUCUUCUCUUGACUUUACUUAAGGAACAUUUAUCUAUGUUUGGAAUUCUGAAAGGGACUUUUAUUUGUUGUUUUACCUUUGAUAUUAAGCCUUUUCAGUUAUAUUUUAGCUUAUAGCUCUGUAGCACCCGCCUGCGCAUUUCAACAAGGGGAAAACAGACCUAAAAUUCACAGAGAAAGGUAAAGCUAGAGGAGAAAAAAGAGAUUUGUCAUGCAUAGAUGGCAGUGUGUUAAGGUUUAUGUGGGAAGACUUGGUUUGCAUCUGGGAAAUAACCUUAGCAACCGGAGAAUCCUGAACACUCAUUGACUGCAUAGUGACUAUUACGUCGAAGCAUUAUUACAUCGCUGACGUUCCAUUUUCAGCACCUUGGACAACGACGAACACGUUGGUUCACAGUGCGACACGCUUAAGAAAAAAAAUAAAUAUAUUAAACGUUUAUUCGACGGAUAAUUAUGCAUUUAUCAAUAUUUCUUCCAUAUCUACGUUUAAAGCAGAGGGGAAGACUGUACUGACUGAUUCCAUAUCUACAGAUCCCCUAAUAGUCAAGGCAACAUGGGAACUGUACUCUCAGUCUCCCCAGGCUACCGUAAGGCUGGCCUCUUUGAUGAAAUGCCACCCCCUCUGGCACAUUAUACAGCUGUGCAGAACAGCAAAAAUGCCAAGGACAAGAGCCUGAAACGACAGUCCAUCAUCAAUGUCCUGCCAUGGAAGCGCAUUGUGGCUGCUUCGGCCAAGAGAAAAGGCUCGAAAAAGCUGGCCUCUGGUGACAGUCAAGAUGAAGAGAGUGUGGGCACCCUCAACAGCCAAAAUUUGAAGAAGUCCCAGUCCUGUGCCAACCUUUCUGGCUUCACCCAGGAACCAGCAGUGAGCUCCAUACCCACAUCUAAGACGACUGCCAAUGUGGCCUCCACUGCAAAGAGGACCUCAAUCACUGGAUCCAUGGGCCAAGCCACCAACGCAGGCACACCCAAAAGAGUGAUUGUGCAGGCUUCCACCAGCGAGCUCCUGAGGAGCCUGGGUGAAUUCCUGUGCCGGCGCUGCUACCGACUGAAGCGCCUUUCUCCAGCCGACCCAGUUCUGUGGCUCCGCAGUGUGGACCGCUCACUUCUGCUGCAGGGCUGGCAAGACCAGGGCUUUAUCACUCCAGCUAACGUUGUCUUCCUUUAUAUGCUCUGCCGUGAGGUCAUUUCUGCCGAGGUCUCCAGCGAGCGUGAGUUGCAGGCUGAGCUGCUCACUUGCCUCUACCUGUCCUAUUCCUACAUGGGCAAUGAGAUUUCCUACCCACUCAAGCCCUUCCUGGUGGAGACAGACAAGGAUGCCUUCUGGAAUCGCAGCCUGGCAAUCAUCAACCACAUGAGUAGCAAAAUGCUUCAGCUUAACUCUGAUCCGCACUACUUCACCCAAGUUUUUUCUGACCUUAAGAAUGAGUGUCAAAAGGAGGAAGAAAGCCGGCUGCUCAUUGGCUUGGAUCGAUAAAUGUGCCAUGGAAGUGUGUGUGUGUGUGUGUGUGUGUGUGUGUGUGUGUGUGUUUUCUUUUUUACAAACUUCUUUAGUGUCAUUAUUAGUGUUAAAAAAUCUUCUCUAAGUUGAAGCUUCAGAGCAUAGUUUUCAGGCUUAUUUGUAGCAAUGAAUGGGACUGGAUCUACCAUUCUUGAACCCUAAAGGUCUGACCAAGAUGCAGGACACCAGAGUCUUAAUCACAAUGCCAGUAGAAAAGGAGUCCUCUGACCAACUGUGCAGCAUCUCGACCUUUUCUCUAAAGAUUCCAUCCACACACAAACUCUUGACUGUCAAUAAAGUCUGAAAUCCAUUCAUUGAAAAGGGAUGCUUGCCAUGAUGCACUCAACAGACUGAGCAGUUUGAAAAUGGGACACUGUAGCCAAGUUAGCAACACCUGCAAAAUGUAACCAAACCAAAGACUCAGCUUAACUUCAGCACUAGUUUGACCUUCUGGGGACUCCAGUUUCUACAUGCAAAUGAAUCCUGCACAGCGAAUAUUACUUAGUUAUUGAUAAAGAAAUGUGAGGACCAUGAACUGCUGAUUUUGCAGGUCAGGCGACUGAAGUGCUGUCCCUUGCAUGGCAUCACAUUUUCGACAUGUUGUGUUUGUUAAGCAUAUCCUAGUGGCCUUUAAGAAGGUCAGGGUCUUUAACUGCUGCAGGUGCAAGGCCAUAUUACGAGAUGGUCUCUCCGACCGCUGUGAGUGACUACACUACAGUGGCAAGUAAAGAAGAGGAAAUCUGAUGCUUCUUGAAUUGGAGAUAAAGUGAUUGUCUGCACCACUUCCAUCAGAACAUAAGAAUCUUUCACCUCAAGAAGGAGCAUUCCUCUGACAUGUUUUCCAUUUUACACUACCUAUUGUCAUCGUCUAAAGAACUGAAAUUCUGUAAUAUGGAACAAAUCAAUGGAGAGGUAGAUAUUUUAUGUAUUUUCAACAGCAAGUACUGUAUGUUCAUAUACGGGUGUUAAUGCAUGCUUCUUCGAUCAACCACACAUUUUUUAAAGAUCUUUGUUGUUUAUGAUUUAAUGGUCAUCAUUUUUGUAUGAAGUUCUUUUGGACAGUGUUCCAAACUAAUGUGCCAUAAAGUUGGUCAGGAAAAGAACCCAAAAGCUUUUGUAGUCUUCUCAUUACGAAAAUGAUAUUUUUGAAGGAGCAAAAGGGAAGGGACAUCAUGUGAAGGCUUUAGAAGAAGACAUACAAUGUCACAAGUAUUUUGUUUAACAAGAAAGAAAAAAGCCAUUGCUUUGUCUAUUUGAUUCAUAAUAAGUCAAUUGAGCUUACUUUUUUCAUAAGUAUACAUACAUUAAAUCAAAGCCCUACAACUCUGAGUUUAUUCACUUGAAAGCCUUAGAUUAUGUGUCAGAUAAAAUAAAUUCUUAAAGGCAGGGUCGUGUGCAAAGCAUAAUUAAGUAUCAAAGUAUGAGAAGAGUUCUGUUACAGCUUGAAAUCGAUCAAUUGUAAAAGAAAGCACUUAAAAAAAUUUACAAGUCCACACAGGCCAAUAAGGUUAAAGUGUUUAUUUUUUACGUGCUUUUGUUUUUAAUCAUUUUUAUCUGCAUUUGUGAUGCCACUUUCCCACAUAUAUGAGAUAUGAGUGUAAACAGCAAAUUUAAGAGGAUGGUUGAAAUGAAAUGUCUACACAAAUUUACUUCAGUAAUGUGAUACACAUUGCAAACCAGUGUUAACAGAAGAUGGUUUGCUGAUGAGAUGUGAUGUAAUCUUGUAAAAAUGAUCAUCUUGUGAAUGAUGUGCUCUUGUCAUUCCUAGUAAUGAGAGAAAAGUUUUCAUCAGCAUUUUAUCAAUAUACAGUGUUUACUCACUAUUCCGCUUAAGUAUGUGACUUUAGGACAAAAAUAAUUUUCAGAUACUCCCUUUGUUAAAUAUGAUCAACAAUGAUGAAGGAGUGAGACUUUCUUUAUUCCAAAAAAACAAUGUUGAAAUGGAGCAGUUCACAGGUAUAAUAUUAACAUAAUUUGCAAAGAGGCACUUGAAUAGAUUUCUGAGGGUCUUGAUAGGCCUCUAUAAAAAGUCCAGCAGUUUUUAAGUAUGCAAGUGGCAUACUGGCAUUGUGUUAUUUACCACCUAUUUAUUAGGAUGGAAUUACACAAUGAUUAGUUUCCUGAAGCACACAAAAACUGAUCAAAUCAGCUCAGAUGGCAGGUCAUAGGUGAUCUGAUUGCACUAUAUUAAGCAAUAUGUGAAAACCAACUGCAAACGUUUAUGCACAUGUGAAGUUUUAAAGAUCAAUGACAGACAAAAGCUAACAGAACACUGUUUAAGUCUAACCUUUAUUUGUCUUCUUCUGUUAAAUAAAGGGUUUUUGCUGCUCUAUGGGAUAAAUGGCAUGUUUCUAUUUACAUAUUUAAUUCACUGAUAACACAAUGCAUGUACAUUUUCCAGCCAUAUUUAGUGUCUGGCCUCAUUCUAGUAAAACACUGAUGGUGCUAUUGAUGCAAAGAUCUCGUUCUACCCAUAAGCAAGACUUUUAUCAUUGGUUUGCUGAAUGUAAUGGAGUCUUGUACUUAGGGCAAAAAGACUGUACAUGUAUUAUUGAUGUACUGAUCAAAAUAGUGGCUCUAAUGGUAGAAUGGGAAUUCAAAUAUGGGAAUGAUAACUGACUGUAACAGUAAUGGGUAAGGAGGGGGAUACAAAUUACAACAACUCUGAUCUUGUCAUAGAUAAUUAAAGUAACAAAAUUGUGUUGUUAUGUUUCAUAUAAAUUUUUGUGGUAAAUGUUAUAUUCUUCAACAAAAAAUCUGUACAGCAACAAAAGACUGAAACUUGAUUUUCUCUUUUCCUUAUGUUUCACAUUGUGUGAACUUUGUUGAGAAAAAUGAAACAAAAAUGAGAUGUAACUAUAACAUAUUUAAAGAAGCAAUCUCUUACAUAUGGGUGUGUAUGAAUGUGAGCUGUGCAAUGACUUUUGGUCAAUUCUUCUACUUUAUAUAAAAAUGUGCAUUUGCA